Messenger RNA from Canariomyces notabilis, 204 nucleotides. RefSeq lists its product as uncharacterized. The transcript is spliced from 2 exons. The record is from RefSeq and is a predicted model, not a curated record. Bases 1 to 204 code for a protein of 67 amino acids. NCBI's taxonomy places the organism in Eukaryota, Fungi, Ascomycota, Sordariomycetes, Sordariales, Chaetomiaceae.
AUGUCCAGCAACAACGGAGGCUCGUCCAGCACCAACUGGGACGACGUGCUCAAGCACGGCUCGGCUCUCAGCAUCCUCAAGCCUGAUGUCAUUCCUCCUCCGACCAGCGGCAGUUCAAGUUCGAGCUCCCGUGGCAAUUCCGGGUCUACAUCUGGCGGCAAUUCAUCCUCGUCCCGCGGUGGUUACUCUGGGAGUCGAAGAUAA